Exophiala oligosperma is the source of this 4037-nucleotide messenger RNA. RefSeq lists its product as uncharacterized. The transcript is spliced from 3 exons. Lineage: Eukaryota; Fungi; Ascomycota; Eurotiomycetes; Chaetothyriales; Herpotrichiellaceae. The record is from RefSeq and is a predicted model, not a curated record. Gene Ontology annotation, biological process: ribosomal small subunit export from nucleus; protein export from nucleus; ribosomal large subunit export from nucleus. Bases 272 to 3490 code for a protein of 1072 amino acids. Gene Ontology annotation, molecular function: small GTPase binding; nuclear export signal receptor activity. Gene Ontology annotation, cellular component: cytoplasm; nucleus.
GUGCAUUACUUGCCCGCACACAAUCACCUUUGCCCGCAGUAUCGCAUUCUAAUCUCCAGCCUUUUCCUUUCAUUGUCGUUGCUCAUCGUCUCUUGUUCAACGCAAUCCAUCAACACAAGCGAAUCACCCUUUGCAACCUUUUCUGCUGCAUCUGCGCCAUCGUCCUAACCGUAUCGAUUAAGCCUUACAGCCAUCGAUCCCCGCCGCCCAUUGGCACAACUUCCGCGUCUUCCAUCGCUCGUUGAGCGCUUUCCUCCAACGACUCGCAGCCAUGUCGGUCUCAGUCGGUGAGCUUGACGCCACCGUCAAGGCUUUCCAAGAGGGCAAGGGUGACGUACAGAAGCAAGCCCAACAAAAGCUGAACGAGUUCAAAUCCAACCCCGAUGCCUGGUUGAUGGUGGACAAGAUCCUUCAAGAGUCUUCGUACAUGCCGACUAAAUACCUUGGUCUGCAGGUCUUGGAUGAUGUUGUCAACACGCGAUGGAAGGUUUUGCCUCGAGACCAGUGCCUCGGGAUUCGAAAUUUCGUGGUCAACCAGAUCCUGCAGGCUUCAGAAACUGAAGAAUCCCUCAAGGCCAACAAACUCUUCCUCAACAAGCUUGAUUUGACUCUGGUCACUAUUCUCAAACAAGAAUGGCCACAUCACUGGCCGACGUUCAUCAAUGAAAUCAUUUCCGCCUGCCACAGUGGCUUGUCGGUUUGCGAAAACAACAUGACCAUUCUGCGACUCCUUUCUGAGGAGGUCUUUGAUUUCUCCCAAGACCAAAUGACCUCUACCAAGGCUAAGAAUCUCAAGACUAGCAUGUGUUCAGAGUUUUCAUCCAUCUUCCAGCUGUGUAAUGAAGUUCUCACGACAGCCAACUCGAUCACGCUGGUCAAGGCCACGUUGGAGACUCUGCUACGUUUCUUGAAUUGGAUUCCCUUGGGCUUCAUUUUCGAGACAAAGCUCAUCGAUACUCUGGUCACCCGAUUCCUGGAAGUGGAUCAAUUUCGCAACAUUACUCUCAAAUGUCUGACCGAAAUCGGCGGUCUACAGCUCGGCCAGCAGUAUGAGUAUGACGACAAGCUCAUCCAGAUGUUCACCGAGACUUUGACUGUAGUUUCCAAGACCAUUUCUCUCGAUACUGAUUUCCGUGAAGCAUACGCAAAAGCAAAAGCCUCCGAACAAGAAUACAUUCUCAACCUGGCCAUCUUCCUAUGCAAUUACUUCUCGGCUCAUCUCCAGACCAUCGAACGCCUGCCGAAUCCCGAUUAUCUCCUGACGGGUCAUUUCUAUUUGAUCAAAAUCAGUCUGAUCGACGACCGAGAGAUUUUCAAGAUCUGCCUGGAAUACUGGAACAAAUUAGUCCAGGAAUUGUAUGAAGAGAUGCAGCAACUGCCUAUAACUGAGCUUAAUCCUCUCGUGAAUAUGGGCGUAACUGGUCUGGCCAACGGCGGUGCACCUCAUCCCAGCACACUCGCAAACUACCCCUUGCGGAAACACAAGUAUGGGCAGGUCUUGACGAGCUUGAGACAAGUGAUGGUGGAGAAAAUGGUCCGACCUGAAGAAGUCCUCAUUGUAGAAAAUGACGAGGGAGAGAUAGUGCGCGAGUUCGUCAAGGAGAGUGACACCAUUCAACUCUACAAAACAACCCGAGAAUGCCUGGUGUACUUGACGCAUCUGGACGUUGUGGACACGGAAAACAUCAUGUCCGAGAAACUUGCCCGGCAAGUAGACGGCUCCGAAUGGUCUUGGAACAACUGCAACACACUAUGUUGGGCCAUCGGCUCAAUAUCUGGCGCCAUGAACGAAGAGACCGAGAAGCGCUUCUUGGUCACCGUGAUUAAGGAUCUGCUUGGUCUUACGGAGAUGAAGCGUGGCAAAGACAACAAGGCGGUCGUGGCCAGUAAUAUCAUGUACAUUGUCGGCCAGUAUCCUCGUUUCCUGAAGGCGCACUGGAAAUUUCUCAAGACCGUCGUUAACAAGCUGUUUGAGUUCAUGCAUGAAACUCACGAGGGUGUCCAGGACAUGGCUUGCGAUACUUUCAUCAAAAUUGCCAACAAAUGCAAACGACAUUUUGUGGCGCUGCAACCUGGCGAGACAGAACCGUUCAUCGACGAGAUUGUGCGGAACAUGCAAAAGAUCACCUGUGAUCUCACCCCUCAACAAAUCCACACAUUCUACGAGGCAUGUGGUUACAUGAUAUCGGCACAAGGCCAGAAGAGUGUUCAGGAUCGAUUGAUCGACAAUCUAAUGGCAUUACCGAAUCAGGCCUGGGACAACAUCAUUGCUCAAGCGAAUCGCGAUUCAUCCAUCUUGCAAGAUGCCGAAACGAUCAAGGUGAUUGGCAACAUUAUGAAGACUAACGUGGCAGCGUGCUCAUCAAUAGGAACUUAUUUCUACUCGCAAAUUGGUCGCAUUUACCACGACAUGCUCAACAUGUACCGGGCAUCGAGCUCAUUGAUUUCAGACGCCGUCGCUUCUGGUGGCAACGUGGCGACCAAGACUCCCAAAGUCCGCGGCUUGCGUACUAUCAAAAAAGAGAUUCUGAAGCUCGUCGACAUCUACGUGCAAAAGGCCGAUGACCUCCAGAUGGUCAAUGACACUAUGGUUCCGCCUCUCCUUGAUGCCAUUCUGCUCGACUACCAGCGCAAUGUCCCGGACGCUCGAGACGCUGAAGUGCUCAGUGUUACUACUACCAUCGUCCAUAAGCUACAUAAUCUAAUGGAAGACAAGAUUUCUCCCAUCAUGGAUGCCAUCUUUGAAUGUACGCUAGAGAUGAUCAACAAAGACUUCCACGAGUAUCCCGAGUUCCGAGUCGAAUUCUUCAAGCUUUUGCAAGCUAUCAACUUGUUCUGCUUCCCGGCACUGCUCAAACUCGACGGCCGUCAAUUCAAGCUGAUCAUCGACUCCUGCAUGUGGGCCAGCAAACACGACAACCGAGAGGUCGAGAACACAGGCCUGUCGAUGUGUCUCGAGCUGAUCAACAACAUGGCCGAGACCGAUGCACAAACGUCGGGUGUCUUUUUCUCACAGUUCUACAUUUCUAUCCUACAAGACGUGUUCUAUGUUCUCACCGACUCGGAUCACAAAGCCGGUUUCAAGUCACAGUGCAUGCUGUUGGCGCGUAUGUUUCAGCUGGUUGAAGCCAACAAGAUUUCACAACCACUGUACCAAAAUGGCCAAGCAGCACCCGGCACAUCCAACAAGCAGUUUGUCACCGAAUUCACCGCCAAUCUACUUCAAAAUGCCUUUCCCAACCUGCAAGACGUGCAAAUCCAGCAUUUCGUCACUGGACUGUUCACCCUUAAUGAGGAUGCCAACAAGUUCAAGACACACAUGCGUGACUUUUUAAUCUCACUCAAGGAGUUUGCCGGCGACAAUGCCGAGUUGUAUGCGGAAGAACGUGAACAGGAGAAGAAGGAUCUCGCCUCGGCUGAACGUGAGCGAGCCAUGAAGGUCGGCGGUCUUAUCAAGCCCUCGGACCUCGAUCAGGACGACGAGCUCUGACUAGAAGAAGAACUCCGGACGGAGUUUGCGGUGCGUGCCGCCGAGGACAGCCAGCCCGCCGGGCCUUCGGUUGAACACUACGCUAUGGAGAGUGCGACUGAAGAAGACUACGAAAGUGGAUGGGUGUUCUACAAGUGCUGAUGCCACCCCGUGACCGGUUGGCAGGGCCGCGACAUGAGGCGGCGACGACGACGGGACGCACUUGAUACAUGUUCGAGAUUUUCCUUGCGCGAUAUUGAGAUACCAAAAAGCAUGGCCUUUUGGCAGGAUACCUUUUAGAUCGUCACUCGACAGGCUCGGAUUGGGCACUUAUUCUUGCAUGCCUGCAACGAGCUGAGGUCAAGGAAUGCUGACAUGACUGUUCAGCUCGGUUCGAUGCAUGACGCAUUCUGGCGAGAUGUCGACUGGUAGAACUCUAGAUGCGAUCAAUGCAUGAUGCAGACCUGGAGGAUAUGACCCAGCUCUCUGUUAUGUGCAUCACCCGAUAUUGGGAAUACAGCUCCGUAGAGGUAGUAACUACAUGAUAAGAUGAGAUUUAACAGUCAAA